This is a messenger RNA of Lottia gigantea (owl limpet), 1599 nucleotides long. RefSeq lists its product as hypothetical. Gene Ontology annotation, biological process: phospholipid metabolic process; arachidonate secretion. The transcript is spliced from 3 exons. The record is from RefSeq and is a predicted model, not a curated record. Bases 1 to 1599 code for a protein of 532 amino acids. NCBI's taxonomy places the organism in Eukaryota, Metazoa, Mollusca, Gastropoda, Lottiidae. Gene Ontology annotation, molecular function: A2-type glycerophospholipase activity; structural molecule activity.
AUGUCUUUAAUACAUGUCCAUCCUCCUAAAACGUAUUUCGGUGCGGGAGACAUUCAAAAGUCAUUGGGUUCUCACCCUGGAUUCCCAUGGGCAAAAUAUCCCGGAGAAAAACAUCUCCCAGGCCACAAUUAUACAGGUCCAGGCACGAGAUUAGAUCUGCGUUUAGACGAAAAUGAUAUUCCCAAACCAGGGGAAGAACCCGUUAAUAGAGUUGACGCAGCAGCGCUCAAACACGACAUACUGUACAGAAAUAAAGACGUAACAUUCAGACACCAAGCAGACAAACAAAUGAUAGACGAACUCGAAAAUAUUCCCAAUCCCACUUUCAAAGAGAAAUUACAAAGGGCUCUUAUCGUAAAACUCUUGAAGGCAAAAUUGAAAUUGGACGAUAAGAUUACGAAGGUAAAAAUAGACGUCCAACGUUUAAUAGACAACCCAAAUGUAAACGAGGAUAGAUUGAAACGAAAACUAACCGCUUUGGAAAGAAAACUUGGUGAAUUGCUAGCAGAACUAGACAAGACCGCGGACAAAACCGAGUUACAAAAUUCGAUAUCCAAUUUGAACGAAAAGAUCGCGAAGCAAAAAUCAGAUGUUCAAGAUAUAAUUAACACACUUCCCAUUGACAAAGAUACGUUGAAACAACAAUUGACUGCUUUGGAUACUAAAAUCACGGACGAAUUAGAAAAAGAAGUGGGUGUGAUUAAAAACUUUCUUCAAAAUAAAUUUCGAGAUGAUAUGAAAAUUUAUAUUAAAGAACAGGUCAAUCUUUUGGUAUCUAGAAUUCAUGACGAUCUUUUGAGACAAGAGAGAAAGUUGAGCAAAUUAGAAGCUAUUGUCACGGACAAAUCGUAUUAUUUCAAUCUUCCAUUCGAAAGUGACACUGUCUUCGAUAGAAAAGACCAAAUUUAUAAAUCAAACAAAUACGGAUUCAAAGCAGAAAUAAAAGUGGGUUCUCUCGCAUACGGAGAACCUAAAAACCUAUUCGAUAUCGGCGAAACGGAAGUGUUUACUUUUCGAGAGAAUAUACGUUUGAUUGAUAAAAGAGUUCAGGAAAUUGAAACGAAAAAUGGUAAAUAUUUAGACACCUUUAAAAUGGAAGUAGAAAAUGAUAAGGAUAUCAUUGGAAUCAAAGAUUUAGAUAUGAUAUUGGAGACGGAAAAUCCACCAUCAACCAACAUUGUCAAAGUUCCACCAUCACUUAUAAUACCCGGACCAAUAGAAUCGGGCAGUCACGAGUUUUUACGAACAACAGACUUUGAAUACGUAAAACUGUAUUUUGUUUUAGGUGGAAAAUACACCUCGAUCGAUGUUCAUAAAAGUCAACAAGAAAGAGAGUUUAUAGUACAUUUAUCGUUUGCCGAAGGUUCCGACUCCAUCCUUGAAGGUGGUGGUUUUAUUUCUAGAGCCAAGAUAAACAUCGAAAAAGAAAAAAGAAAAUAUUCCUAUCAUCUUAACGAGGACCAUACGAAAAAAAAAAUGCCGUUAGUACGCGUAAAUGUUUUUACUUUUAAUACCCGCAAAUAUAAUAAUGCUAGGCCAAACAAGCACGCUCUAUAUGAUAUUCCGUGGUUCCAUUUGUCGGAAAUUCACUUAAUUUAA